AUGGGCGCUCUUGGUAUCCUCAAGAAGGUCGGCGGCUGGUUCGCUCCUCCGCCCGACAAGGCCGACGACGGCCGCGAUGUCUGGCCCUCGCGUGCUGCCUUCUUGCUGGCUUCCAUGGGCGGUUGCGCUGGCAUGGGUAACCUUCUUCGUUAUCCCUCGCAGGUCUACAACAACUACGGUCUCCAAUGGUUCAUCCCCUAUCUGAUGGCCGUUUUCCUCAUCGCCAUUCCCGUCCUCAUUCUCGAGAUUGCCAUCGGCCAAGCCUUCCGCGGCGGCUCCGUCAUCGCCUUCAACAACAUCAACCAGCGCCUCAAAGGCACCGGCAUGGGCUUGCUCUACAUUGGCUUUGUUGUCGGCCCCUAUUUCACCGUCAACUUGGCCUGGAUCAUGACCUACUUUCGUGCUUCUUUCCAGAGCCCCUUGCCGUGGGGCGGCCGUGGUCAGGAAUUCUUUGACGACGAGGUCAUCAGAAAUCCGCGCCCAAUCCCGGCAGACGAGAGUGCGUCGGGAUUUGUGGAGUACCCUCAUGUUGGCAUGCUCGGCGAGACAUCCGGAUGGAUGGUCUUUACCUGGUUCCUCGUCUGGCUGUGUAUUUUCAGGGGUGUUGGUCUGACUGGUCGUGUUGUUUACUUCACCAUGGGCCUGCCCAUCAUGAUGACCCUUGUCCUGAUCGGUCGCUCUCUGUCUCUUGACAAUGCCGGCGAGGGUGUGAAGCUCUUCUGGGCCACGUGGAGGGGCUCUGAACUUGCCGACGGUACUGUCUGGCAGACAGCUUGCGGACAGGUCUUCUUCUCAACUGGUGUCGGUUUCGGCUACUUCACCUCAUACGCCUCCUACAACCGCAAGCACUCCAACGCCGUUGUUGAUGCCAUUGCCAUUGUGUGCAGCAAUGUGGCUUUCGAAAAUAUCGCCGCCUUUGCCAUCUAUGGCGUUAUUGGUUUCGCCAGGCUCUGGCCAGAGGAAGGUGUUCGAAUUGGUGGCUUCGACAUUGGAUUUCGUACGCUGCCACUCGCCAUCGUCCAAAUGCCCGGCGCAAACUUUUGGGCUGUCGCUCUAUUCUUUACGCUCAUGACCCUCGGAUUUUCCUCCGCCUUUGCCAUGCUGGACGACGAUCGUGACCAUGUCAUGGACUCUGCAUAA
Verticillium alfalfae VaMs.102 is the source of this 1140-nucleotide messenger RNA. RefSeq lists its product as hypothetical. The transcript has 2 exons. Lineage: Eukaryota; Fungi; Ascomycota; Sordariomycetes; Glomerellales; Plectosphaerellaceae. The coding region runs from base 1 to 1140 and encodes 379 amino acids. Gene Ontology annotation, cellular component: membrane. The record is from RefSeq and is a predicted model, not a curated record. Gene Ontology annotation, biological process: sodium ion transmembrane transport.